Molecule: messenger RNA, 2725 nt
Organism: Diorhabda sublineata
Lineage: Eukaryota; Metazoa; Arthropoda; Insecta; Coleoptera; Chrysomelidae
Product: UPF0415 protein C7orf25 homolog
Exons: 3
Coding region: 177-1424 (415 amino acids)
Source: RefSeq, a predicted model, not a curated record
AGUAACAUCUUUGACACUGACAAAGGUGUAAAGUUGUAUCUAUCAAGAUUUAAAACUUCUAUGAUAGAAAGUUAAUAUUCUUAAAUAUCUGGUGAUACCUGAAAAUAUUUCUGCUGAAAUGUUCCACUUUAGCAUCUUCUUUAGAUUCCAAUGAAUUACUUAUAUAUAUAUGAAUCAUGGAAGCAGCACAAGAUAAUUUUGAUUUAAAAGAUCUCGCCACGAAAAAAAUUAUAUUUGGGGAAGAACUCAUUAAAUCUAUUGAAAUAUUCAAACAAAUAGAAGGUUCACAGAAGUUGUCUCGUAAAAUUAAUCAGGAAUUGAAAUUUUUAAGGAAGGCUCAUAAAAAUAAUUCUUUAAAAAAAGAGCAUCUGCAGUGUUCAAACCUUACCCACUUUUCUGCUCUCAUAAAUACUUUGAGAACUGUAGAAAAAUGUCAAAGUGUAAAUAAAGUCUUUGUGCUCGAUGGUAGAAAAAUCACAGUUGAUAUUAUUAGUGAUGGUGGACUCACCUGGACAAAAGUAAUUGCAAGGAAUCCUAAAUCUGUUAGUCAAAUAUGUAUGGGAAAUGCAAGCUAUGGAGUUAGAAGUAUUAUCGAUCAAGCUGAUGAAUAUAUUAAAUGUGCCAAACUCCAUCCUUGUUUGUUUCAAUCACCAAAGAUAGUAUUUGUUUUUACAAAUGGAAUUGGUUGUCACAUUGCAGCUAAAUUAGAAUCACGAGGUGUUAUUGUCCAUGGUGAGAGAGUUAGUGAUAACCCCCUAGAUUCAGAUAGUGAUUCAGAUGAGGAAAAUUCAUAUAUGAGGAUACCAAAUGUUUCAGAACUUUCUACAAAAGAUGUAGCCAAUAUAAAUAAAUUGAAUCUUGAUGUUUCAGCUAUGUUAGCUUACUGUAGCUCACUUACAAAUGGAAGUGCUCAGUUAUAUGAUUUCAAUGUACCAGUUUUAAAACAACAUGCUGAAUGGGAAAGGCUAAAACCACAAAAACCUAUACUUGAUAGUUUUUUCAAAGAUAAAAAACUCUAUUGUUGUCAGACAGCAAAAGACAACUUUGUUAAUAUUGUUGAAACAGUCGGUGGUCCUUCUGAAAAAAUAAGGGCCCAAGAACUGCUAAGUAGAUUGAUAGUUUUACCAGAUGAUGCAGAUUAUACUAAAACAAAUUACAAUGAAGACUUUGAAGACAUAUUUGAUAAAGUACAGUAUUCUGAUGAAAAGAUAUUGAAAGUUGGGGGGAAAAUUAAAAAAAGAUCUCUAAUUGUCUUUACAUUCGGUGAUAGAAUUAAAGCUGUUACAGUUACAGCAAAUGAUGGAUUCGUUAGAUCUGCAAAGCAACAGGUAAUUAUUUAUAAAUUUUGGUCUCCAUUUAUGUUACAAGUAAAAUUUUCAUUUAUAUCCAUAACUCUAAUAUUUGGUUUUGAGGAGUUACCUUGAAUACAGGUACCAGUAUGUAAGCUACAAUAAUCAAAAUAGCCUAACAAAGAUGUGCAUGUGUGGAAACCUCGGGGCUGAUAAUAGAACCAACAUGGUAGGAUAAGCUUGUAUGCAGAUGAUAUGUUACUAACAUACUUCUCACAAACAGCUGAAGAAACAAAAACUUGACAACCACCCUCAAGGUUUUAGUGUAUGGUGGCAUUAUUUAGAAAAUGAUCCUUACCUUCUGUGAAAAUUUCAAGUAAAUUCAGGCAGGACGAAACGAUUUUAGCCAAAAUGCUUCAUUUCCUGGAGUAUAGGUAUCUCCAAUAACUAUAUGAUAAUUGUUCGCAUAUUACAAAUCAAUUUAUUAACCCUGUGUGAGGUUAAUCCUCUCAAAUGGUUAUCUACCUGUUUGUUAUUAUAAUACAUAGUCAUCUACGAGAAUGGAUGCUUUGAGAAAACACUCUGUGACAGUUUAAAAAGGACUCAACUGUACAAAAAGGUGGUGUCUAUCGCUGGCUCUAAACGCCAAUUCGGACAAGACCUACCUAAUUUUCUUCACUAGGAAGAAAAAACUUAACCUCAAGCCCAUUAAGCUAGACGGGCAAGUAAUCGAGGGGAAAUAUCUGGGACUCGCACUAGAUAGUACACUUCUCUGGAACAAACAUGAAAAAGAAAUAAUCACCAAAGCCACAAAAGCUCUGAUGGUGUGCAGAAACUUUGUAGGGAGGAAUUGGGGUCGUAACCCAAAAACGCUAAAGUGGAUGUACAUGGCAAUUGUGAGACAAAUCACCACAUAUGGGGCAGUGGUUUGGGGUAUUAGAACUCUCUCAAAGGUACAAAGACUGGCUUGCUUAUGUGCAACUGGGGCCAUCAAAUUUUGCCCAAUAGCUGCACUAGAAGUGAUAGAAGCCCUGGGACAUGCCUCAGGAAGUUGCAUAGAAGAGGUUUCGCUUUGAGAAAAACUUCACCUCAAAAAUAAUAAACUGUAAAAAGAAAGUGGGAUCAAAACACCAUACAAGAAAUGAACAUAAAUGCCUUUAAAUGGUAUACGGAUGUAUCAAAAACAGCAGACGGAAUUGGAAUAGGAGUGUACGGGCCCAGAACCAAGCACUCUGAGAGCCUGUUCAGCGCAUCAAGCAUUUUUCAAACAGAAAUCUACGCAAUUGAAGGAUGUGUUCAGCUCAAUCUAGAGAGGAACUAUCGCAAUCAGGAGAUCAUUAUUUUGUCCGAUAGUCAAGUAAACAUUAGAGCUCUAAGCUCCAAGAUCAUAAAAUUCAAACUCGUUUGGGAUUGCGAGCUAAGCAAUAAAAAUAAAA